AUGGCGACGGCCGCCGAGUACUCGAAGCAACUCAAUCGGAGCGACCAUCGUGGUCUUCAGGAGGAAAUCAUCACCGGCAGCAGCAGGUUCGACGAUCUUCCCGACCACAUUCUGCACGACAUCCUCAGCUCUCUCGACAUCAAGUUCGCCGUUCGAACCAGCUCGCUGUCGAGGAGAUGGAGGAACACGUGGAAACACAUCUCCGUCCUCAACCUCUCCACGGGGGAGUACACGUGGCGGAGUUUCGGGCCAUCUAUUCGCAAGACUCUCCAAUCUCUCUCGUUCACUGCCGCCAGCAUCACCCGGCCCGCGCCGCCGACAACGGGCUCGGGCUCGAUUUCAUCGCUGGAGGCGUUCCCCCUCAACGGUGUUGACGUCAUCGCUGAAACUGGCUUCCACCUGCUGACCACGUUGGAACUGCGCCGCUGCAAGUUCUACGGCGUCGAGUUGCCUUCGUUGGAGAAUCUGCCCGGCCUGAAAUGCUUGAAGCUGGUCGAUUGCAAGUCGUACUAUCCCGUGACGGUGUCGGUCCCCCGCCGGCUGCUGGAACUGGAGAUCCGGCUUUGUUAUUACGACGGCUUGAACCUCGUCCGCGUGAUUGCUCCGAAGCUCGAAACGUUUCGGUUCUCGGGCUACCUGACCCAGUUGGAGCGGCUCGAUCGGUUCGACCUCCGUUCCCUCGACCGUGCCAGCAUCGGGCUCGUCUGGAUCGAGGCGCUCGCCCUGUACGGGCGCUCGCCUACGAGGAUGAUGGAAGAAAUGAAUCGUGUUUUUGGGAACCAUCGCGAGACGACGGGGGAGCUGAAUCGCGGGUUUGAGAACUUCCUACUUGGUCUGCGUAAUGCAAAGUCUCUCGACCUGAAUUUUUUCAAGUUAGAAAGUACGAGCCGGUGUAACCUGCUCAAAUGCCCUCAUGCCGUAGCAAAAUUGUUAAUGGUGGACAAAGUUUCUCCGUUCACAAAGUUGGAGAUUCUGAGGGUUCAAUAUUCACAUGAAUCGCCGAUUAUGGAUGAUAAAGUGUUCCGAUAUCAAUUUAAAACCCCUCGUGUUGCUGAAGAAAAUAUAUGCUCAGAGUACGUAAUUGAGAAGGUUUGUGACGUUGAAGGCUCUCCGUCGUGA
Molecule: messenger RNA, 1119 nt
Organism: Linum tenue
Lineage: Eukaryota; Viridiplantae; Streptophyta; Magnoliopsida; Malpighiales; Linaceae
Source: the annotation of a GenBank genome assembly